ACYCAUUGUUCCAUGCGUAGAGCACUGUAAAAUGUAAAAUUAAUUCUGGUAAAAAGCUGUUACUGUACGUCRUACGGUAAUUCGUACCCGUUUGCUUGGGUACAGUAGUACCGGUACAGAACGAAAAAAGUAGAAGUGAAAAAAAUAACCAACCAAUAAUAACAAAAAUACCUGCCGGUAUGAAUUGAUGCCAUUUUUUCUGAUCCCUUUUUUUGUUGACGCAUCGAGGAAAAGAAGUUAUUGCUCAGUUUUUUGGACUCAUUUCUCAAUUUAUCAGAGCACUGCGAGGACCAUAAUCAUGACAAUCAAAACUAAAAGAAGUCCGGAAGUUGCAUUUGAAACGGGAGAUAACAAGAGACAACGGACUCCUUCCAAAGACUACGAAGUUUCCAGACGCAUCGAUGUACAGAAUCUUCUGGAUGAWCUGAAGCACAGCGACCCUGUUCUUCAGAUUCCCUUGAAAAAUAACAACGCUAUACCCGAUAUUUCGCCAAGCUCAGAUGAUUUACUUCAAGAUUUGCUCUUUCCUUUAUCCCCCGAUGAUUUCAAAUCGUGUUGUUUUCGGAGGAAGGCAGUGCACAUAUCUUCCAAUCGGAAAGACAGAGUUUAUGAUAUUAGCACAAAUUACAUGUUUGGAUUGGAUUCCAAGCGUAUUUUUGAGGAAACUAGCUCCGAUCGCAUUUUUCUAUGGAUUCCAUCCAACGACAGAAAAGAGGUAUCGAGUUUGGACUCGCUUUCCAAUGGACAAAAGAGCCUCCAAAGCAUYGAUAUAGAAGAUCCAAACACCGCGCAUAUUUUGCAUACACACUCAAAUUACGCUUCGUAUUGCAGAGCCCCUCCUGAAUUAGAACAGCUUUUAGUGUCCAAAAUGUUACGAAAUGUUGGUUUGGGCUUAGGUCAAUACGAUCCAACUGGUGAGUUAGUUUCUUGCAAAUGAUACAUUUCUUUACUUUCAAUGCUUCUCUUUCGUAUUUUCUCAAAAAACUGUUCAUAAAUUGGAGUGCGGUAGGAAGCAAACUGACAACUCUUGGAAGAGGUGAGGUAGAAACUUUCAUCGGCACAAAAGACCAUUUGACAGGUUGGCAUACAGACUUCCAGGUGAGACGCUUCUUCGACAAUCGCUCACGAUGCUUUUGACGACAUCAGAAGAGUUAACUUACUGAAUGCACUUGUCGUACUGAAGGAAAAUUUUACAAUUCAGCUUUCUGGACGAAAGAAAUGGUCUUUGAAGCAAGGAACAGUCAAACAUCCCAUGCGAGGUACUACCCCUCACUAUAAAUCAYCAGCUGAUGUUAUUGAAAACCAAAUAAAAGCGGCCCGACUGUCGAACCCUGAUUAUCAGUUUGGAAAGCAGGAUUUGGACGGUAAUGGUUUUGGAACAGAAGUCGAUAUAAUUUUGGAUGCAGGUGACGUUUUAUAUUUUCCAGCUGGAAUGUGGCACAAGGUUGAAACACUAGAAGAGGGGGUAUCAAUAAACAUCAGCUUGAUGGGRACUACGUAUGCUUCGUUCUGUUGCAGGACUUUGGAGCAUCUUCUGCUUGAAAAAGAAGAAUGGAGAGAAGUCAUCUGUUCGGAUAAAGAGACAGGAUAUGAUGCAGUUGAGAAGUUGAAGGCGCUGAUUAAGGAUCUACCUGCUGUAGUCGAGAAAAUAGGCUCGAAUAGUAUAGCGGAGGGUAUGCUACCGCCAGCUUUGAGAACUCCUCCAGCUUUUGAAUUUUACAGCAAUGGAGAUGAAGGAGGAAAAGAAUGCGAGGAUGAAMACGACRAGGGUAUUGGCACCAAUGAGGCACUCGGGGAUCAAGAAGUGGCGGAAGAAGUAGAUGAGGAAGAUUUUUCGGAUGAUGGAGAUGAAGACAUAAUUGAUAUCAAUGAAUUCGAAAUGCCGGAGACUUUCAAAUCUAUUACUUUGUCUCGGGAAAAUUGUUGGAAAAGAAAUCCUUUGGCUUCGCUCAUAAAAAUGACAGAAAUCAAAUCAUUUUUUAAGAAAAGUGAGGAACAAAAUUAUGAAGACAACAAACACUUAUUUGUACUCAAUUCUAACUUUGCUGGAAAUGAAAUGCACGAAAGUGCAGUUAGGGUUGUGUUGAGAGAUCGGUCAGGUGAACUUGAUCGUCUCUGCUCUUUAAGAGGAAAAGAACUCGAGGACGCAAUUGAGAAUUUGAAAGCACCGCCCAGUGCACUUAUAUACUUCGGGUAUAUAAUUKUUUCGCAGCACACAUCAUAAAAUCGAUUCAGUCCAACAAAGGAUGUUCAAUAUGCCGUGCGCAAGUAAGUUUACGCCAUUUCCAUCAUUCAUACAUCCGAAGAACCAAUCGAAAGAGGGACUUGAUAUUCAUGCUCGAGAGCAUGUUUCAACAAUGAAAAUCUUUUUACUCCGGUCACAGAAUAUAAAUUGGAUGCUUUGYUGUUCUCGUUAGCGAUGUGCAGACAAACGAAAUUGUUAAGUGACGGAGAGACCUUAUCAUACGUCGACCGUCGUCGUGAGCCACGUUGUGUUCACGGGAGAGCCCCCGAUCACGCGUCUUUGAAUACCACGCAACGUCUGUCUAAGCGCAGUUGUUCCUAAGUGCUCUUAGCCGGAGUUUUUGUGGUCUUGUCUCUCCUUCUUCCAUUAUUGCUCUUGGACUGGUGCCACGGGAGAUUCUGGACCUUUUGUUACGGUGGUACCGUAUGUUCGGUCUUAUUGUAUGGAUCUAAGUGGUCAGUGAUUUGAGCUUUCUACCUGCAAGCGGAGGUAUGUGUUUGAUAUGACUAAUGUGAUUAGAUCUACGUGUAAAAUGUGUGAUGGUCUGGGGCUCACGGGUUAGCGUGUUGACAAUGUUGACCUAUUACUGUUUUGUGACAGGUUUGUCUCAAUCAUAUUUACGAACAUAAAAUUACUAUCAUAGUACUAUCACCAUGAUGGAUGAUGAGAAUUAUUUCUUCUAUCAAGGAUUGUUUGUAUGCUUGUGUUACCAACCUAUGUGAUGAUCAGCAUUUUGGUCCAGACACUCACAAAAGUCCUUCCCAAGUGGACAGCAGUGUUCUCAGUGUUGGUGCUAUUGGUUCUCUUGAAAGUGUUCUUUGUGAUGCCACCUAGUAGUACUCUGAUGUAUCCUCUGAUUCACAAGGAACUCCUUGACCAUGACAUUUCUGAUUUGUCUGAUCUGGAACAAGAUGAWCUGGACUUUCUUUGCCAGGACUUGAUCUGUAUCUCUCUGCUAUUUACAAUCAUGUCACAGGUGAAGAACUUACCAAUGCAAACAAUUAUUUGGAAGAUUGCAAAGCCCAGGGUAAAGUCAUUGC
This is a messenger RNA of Pseudo-nitzschia multistriata, 3285 nucleotides long. The record is from the annotation of a GenBank genome assembly. Lineage: Eukaryota; Bacillariophyta; Bacillariophyceae; Bacillariales; Bacillariaceae.